AUGUCUCAAACUGUCUUAGUCACUGGGGGAACCGGCUAUGUUGGUAGCCAUUGUAUUUUGCAAUUGCUUGAAAAUGGAUUUACAGUUCGCACGACAGUGCGCAACGAAGAUAAAGGUGAGGCUUUAGUUAAAGCUCUUGACAAAAUAGUGUCUAAGAGUGACAACAAGAGCCCGAAUAAGCUUACUAUCUUCAGGGCCAAUUUAGAUCUGGAUGAAGGAUGGAAUGACGCAAUUUCUGGUUGUACUUUUGUACUUCACGUUGCGUCACCCUUUUCGGAUGUUGCUACUCUAUCGAAGGAGAUAGCGAUCGAGACUGCAAAAAAUGGUGCUUUAAGAGUUUUAAAGUUGGCCCACAAACAUAAAGUUAAGCGUGUCGUUCUUACAAGUAGCGCAGGAACGGUAACAUUUGGUCACAAGGAGCAAAAGCUACUAGAUGAUGACUCCUGGUCCGUUUCGGAAAAUAUUGACUCUAUCUACAUUCUCUCAAAAAUUGCAUCAGAAAAAGCUUGCUGGGACUUUAUCUCUUCAGAGGAAAAUAAGAGGUCACAGCCCGCCUUAGAAUUAAGUGUUCUCAAUCCAGCUUUUAUUUUAGGACCCUGUAUUCCAGGAUACGGUGUUGCUUCUACAUCUAUCACCAUAAUUAAAGCAAUUAUUGAUGGCACAUUAUCUAGAGGAGCCUUUAAAGUGUACUUUUCGACCGUCGACGUUAGAGAUGUUGCCAAGAUUCAUAUUCAGGCAAUGACAAAUUCAAAAGCAAAAGACAAUCGCUUUCUUUUGUGCUCAUAUCUGAACGCUGUCUCUUUGAUGAAUAUUGCAGAUACAUUCAGAUUUAAAAUACCCGCUGAAUUUAAUAAAAAUAUUCCUAACAGGGAGAUUCCCUAUUGGAUUUUUUGGCUUUUGUCUGUUUUCUCUCCAAGAUUGAGAUUGUUGCUUGCUUCAACAACCAAGAGAUUCAUAACUUCAAAGAAAGCACAGCUGACGUUCAAUUGGGAGCCCAUCUCGACCGAAAAAAGCGUAAUUGAUACAAGUGAAUAUGUAGUUAGAACCUAUGAUAUAUAA
This is a messenger RNA of Priceomyces carsonii, 1059 nucleotides long. It is a transcript of the gene GRE2, whose product is annotated as Gre2p. The transcript has a single exon. The record is from RefSeq and is a predicted model, not a curated record. The coding region runs from base 1 to 1059 and encodes 352 amino acids. Gene Ontology annotation, molecular function: oxidoreductase activity, acting on the CH-OH group of donors, NAD or NADP as acceptor. Lineage: Eukaryota; Fungi; Ascomycota; Pichiomycetes; Serinales; Debaryomycetaceae.